UCACACAAAGGUCAGAGAAGAAAGAUAACAUCAACACACACGCAGAAAACAAGCCUCUUCAUCCGAUCGACAGAGCAUCGAUCCUUCUCGCCAUGUCCGAGGAAAACCACCACGAAAGGGCCUAUAUGUCCCUGAUGAGAGGCUUCAGGGAGCUGGACCUCCGUGGCCCCUGUGUCCCCAGUGACCUGGUGCUGACUGGAGACCAUGCCUUUCCUUUAGCAAUGAACAGCCGAGGUCAGGUCCUGAUGGCAGCCUCUUUGUACGGCCGUGGGAGGAUUGUGGUCCUGGGUCACGAGGGCUACCUGACCACCUUUCCUGCUCUGGUAGAGAACGCUCUGACCUGGCUGAGAGGAGAUGGAUCUGACAACGUCUCUGUGGGGGUCCACAAACGCGUCGAGAAAGCCGCUGAUAAUCUCAGCAAAUCCAGCUUCCAAGUCGCAGUCGUCGGGGCCUUCAGUGACAAUCGGGCGGUCGGCGUGUACGUGACGGACGCCUACAGCGUCGGUGCAGACGUGAAGGACCUGGUGGCUUUUCUGAAAGCCGGAGGAGGAGUGCUGAUAGCGGGGCAGGCGUGGAGCUGGGCUGCAAACCACCCUAAGGAGAACACGCUGCUUCAGUUCGAAGGGAAUAAGGUUUGCGGCGUGGCAGGAAUCUACUUCUCUGACCACAAGGGUGAGGCAGAGUGCCUGCCUGUCUACCCACAGAUCCCAUCCUCCUGGAUGGCCGUAGUGAUCGGAAAGGAUUUUGAGGAUGACUUGCAGUUCUUACUCCAGGGGGUGUCAGAGUUUGACCUCCAAGGUCGACUUCUGGCUUCUGAGGUUCUGGUCCACGGCCCGCUGGCCUUUCCCAUCGGGACCACAGACAGUGGACAGGCCUUCCUGGCAGGAAGCUACUACGGGCAGGGACGAGUCAUUGUGGUCACACAUGAAGGGCUUCUGGGACGAGAGACCAUGGCUCCAUUUUGGAAAAAUGCUCUUCACUGGCUGGAUGAAGGUCGCCAGGGGGUCGUUGGCGUCGCGCCAAACGCUCCCUUCGAUGUCCUCCGCAAGUCGGGGAUGCAGUGUGAGAAGACGCACUUCAGAGAAGGCCUGAGCGUAUUCGUGUGCACGGCGUAUGGCGAUGCUCAUGUGGAGGAAAUCCAACAGUUUGUGGCAGAGGGAGGAGGCCUGCUGAUCGGUGGACACGCCUGGUACUGGGCACAGUCUCGCCCCGGGGAAAACGAAAUAACUAAUUUCCCAGGGAACAAGAUCCUGAACGCAAUGGGCUUGAGCUUGUUGAAGAAAACCGUCGGUGCCGGUUUAUACAAGGCCCCCGUGCCAAGCAAGGCCAUCAAAGACUCCUACCACUUCCGCCACCUCCUGCACCGCUUCGCCAGCCACGUGUCUCACGGCGUGGAGCUCAACGGGCACGAGGAGGGGCACCUCAAGAGGCUGGGCGCGGACUGCGUCACCUACUUGAACAUGAAGGCUCAUGGAUGCCCCUCCUACACGCAGGUGCUGUCCACCCUCACUGACAUCGUGAUGAAGUCGGGCAUGCCUCAGGUGUGCGACAGCUGUCCUGUGAAGAGUCCCAGAGACCACCUGCUCCUCAGUUUGGGGACAGAGGUGUAUAAGGUCUGCCCAGAUCCGGAUGCCCUCCUGCCCUACCUCAUCAAGGACAACCCCUUGAUGCAAGUCGUCUACAACCACAGAAUCAAGAUCGAUGUCCACACAGCAGCUGGAUUGGAGUGGAUCAGUACAGGGCUCUACCUCUCACCUGGUAUGAAGACCUACAUCGCCAUGCCAGCAGAGAUUGUCAACAAAGAAUGGAAGAUCCAGAUCAGCUGUCAAACAGACUACCUGAAAGGCGACCAAUUGAAGAGAGCGCCGUGUGUCCACGAGAAAUUUCCCGUCAUUUCGGAGAUGAUGCAGGUGUGGAACCUGUGGGGGGGGCUCAUCUACCUGGUGGCUCCACCCAAAACUAAGGUGGAGGGGGUAGAGGCCAUCGUGCAGAUGGCUGUACCUGCGCCUUACUAUAAAUCCGGCGUGACUACAGCAGCUGAUUGGUUGUUGCUGCGCACAGCUCCCUCCCCCUGGGCGGAGCUGGAGUUCGACAACAUCAUCCUCACCGUCCCAUCGGACGUCGUCCGGAGCCUGGAUCGCCCCGACGAGCUGGCGGCCCUUUGGGACGAGAUGAUGAGGAGCAUCGCGGACCUGGCUGCCAUACCGCACACAUUUCCUCGCAAAGAACGCUUUGUAGCGGAUGUGCAGAUUUCCCACGGUUGGAUGCACGCCGGUUAUCCCAUCAUGGGACAACAGUCCACGGCAGGUGAGCUGGUCAGCGUUGAACGUAUUAGGAGUAAAGGCCUGUGGGGGCCCAUCCACGAACUGGGACACAACCAACAGAGAGGCUGCUGGGAGUUCCCACCAAACACCACGGAGUGCACGUGCAACCUGUGGUCGGUGUAUGUGCACGAGGAGGUGUUGGGGAUCGACAGGGCGAAGGCUCAUCCAGCUGUGACUUCGGCAGAACGCCAAAAACGAAAAGAGGGUUACGUGAAGGCGGGCAAGAAGCGCGGCAGCUGGGAAAUGUGGGUGGCCCUGGAGACGUUACUUCUCCAGGAACAGUUUGGCUGGGACGCCUUUAAGAAGGUGUUUGCCGCCUACCACGAGAUGAGCGACUUUCCCAAGGACAACGAGGGAAAGAUGAACCUGUACGCUGUGACGCAGACAGGAACCGUGUGCUUCUUCGAGGCUGGCCAUAGAAACAACGAGGGAAAGAUGAACGACCUGCCUCCCUGGAGCGACCACCCCAUGGUCCAGUACGACUGAACCUUGAAAAUGCAGAUAUAUGAGGACCACAUUUAUGACAUUGACUAUUUAGUGGGUGAUUUAUUUAACUGACUCUCUUUUCUUCUUUUCUUGUUGUAUUCUUUUCGUAUUCAUUUUAAUAUAUAUAUAUAUAUAUAUAUUUUAAAAAAAAGAAACGAUAGUUGACCGGAUAUAUAUACAGCACUAGCUCUGUCACCGGUGCUGUAGACAAGUUAUUAACUAUCAUCUGUGUCAAGAUACAGUGGAGUAAUGGCGUCUCUCAUUUGCUCUGAUGCGCCUGCUUAUUUUUACACUGUAUAGUCAUGCUUUAUAAGAUCACAUGUCAAAUGUCUUUUAAUGCAACAUUUGCCUUUUUAUUGUCA
This is a messenger RNA of Cyclopterus lumpus (lumpfish), 3172 nucleotides long. RefSeq names its product TRPM8 channel-associated factor homolog. The record is from RefSeq and is a predicted model, not a curated record. Lineage: Eukaryota; Metazoa; Chordata; Actinopteri; Perciformes; Cyclopteridae.